ACGAUCAGCGAUCGCCGGAGGCAGCCACCGUUUAAUGUGCCUAUAAUUGGAGAAGUUCCAACUUGGAGGCCAUAUAAAUAGGGCUAGCAUAGAACCCAAACCGAUCAAAUCCAUAGCGAAAAUGUUGCCGAAUUUUGUGCUCCUGCUGCUCAGCUGUGCUGCCUUUGACGUGGCCUUGGCCUGUAACGGCUACAAGGCGAAGGUUGUCAAAAUGGAGAAUUGUGCCGGCGAGGAGGGCAUCAUCCAGGUGGACGAGGGCUUCGGCGUCAAGCUGAACAAGAAGUGUGAGCUGGUGCCGACGGGCUGCUUCAGCAACAAGGCGUUCGCCACGGCCAUGGCCAAGUACAAGGUCCAAAAGGAUGGCAUUGUCAUGAAGGAGGGCAAAAUCGAUCUAUGCGCCGCCGUCGAUCAGGUGUCCGCCGAGGCGAAGGACAUGCUCAAGGUAUUCGGCGCCCCGUCGAGCUGCCCCGUGGCCGAGGAGAAGAUCUGCGCCAACGAUCACACCGUCGAUCUGUCCAAGUACAAGGCCAUGCUGGGCAUGGCACGCGGUCAUCUGAUUAUCGACAGCGAAAUCAAGCACGAUACUGGCAAGUCCUGCUUCCAUGCCGAGGUCGAAAUAGUCAAGAAGUAAGCGCUGCCUCAGCCGAGAUCUUUAUUGAUCUGAUAUUAUAUUAUGAGCCUUGCAAAUUAGCUGUAUAUUUUGUUUUAAUAAACAUAUUGGUAAUGGAGUGCACA
Molecule: messenger RNA, 735 nt
Organism: Drosophila novamexicana
Lineage: Eukaryota; Metazoa; Arthropoda; Insecta; Diptera; Drosophilidae
Exons: 3
Coding region: 122-631 (169 amino acids)
Source: RefSeq, a predicted model, not a curated record